Molecule: messenger RNA, 1175 nt
Organism: Glycine soja
Lineage: Eukaryota; Viridiplantae; Streptophyta; Magnoliopsida; Fabales; Fabaceae
Product: proliferating cell nuclear antigen
Exons: 4
Coding region: 137-937 (266 amino acids)
Biological process (GO): translesion synthesis; leading strand elongation; mismatch repair
Cellular component (GO): PCNA complex
Molecular function (GO): DNA polymerase processivity factor activity; DNA binding
Source: RefSeq, a predicted model, not a curated record
CUUCCCUCUCAUUUCCCACUCCUCAUUUCCAUUUUCAAUUUUAAUUUCCUCUCUAACCCUAACCCUAACCCUAACCCUAACCCUAUCCCUCCCCGUCACAAAAGAAAACCCUCUUUGUCCGAUCAUCGUCGUCAAGAUGUUGGAACUCCGUCUCGUGCAAGGCUCCCUCCUGAAGAAGGUUUUGGAAUCCGUCAAGGAGCUCGUGAACGACGCGAACUUCGACUGCUCCUCCACCGGGUUCUCCCUCCAGGCCAUGGACUCCAGCCACGUCGCCCUCGUCGCUCUCCUCCUCCGAUCCGAGGGCUUCGAGCACUACCGCUGCGACCGCAACAUCUCCAUGGGCAUGAACCUCAACAACAUGGCCAAGAUGCUUAAGUGUGCUGGUAAUGACGACAUCAUCACCAUCAAGGCCGACGACGGCAGCGACACUGUCACUUUCAUGUUCGAAAGCCCUACACAAGACAAGAUUUCUGAUUUUGAAAUGAAGCUGAUGGACAUUGAUAGUGAACACCUUGGGAUUCCGGAGGCAGAGUAUCAUGCUAUUGUUAAGAUGCCAUCCUCUGAGUUUGCUAGGAUCUGCAAGGAUCUCAGUAGUAUUGGUGACACUGUUGUCAUUUCGGUUACUAAGGAGGGUGUGAAGUUUUCCACCAAAGGAGAUAUUGGAACUGCCAAUAUAGUUUGUAGGCAGAAUACUUCUGUGGACAAGCCUGAAGAAGCAACUGUCAUUGAGAUGAAUGAGCCCGUGUCCUUGACAUUUGCUUUGCGAUAUAUGAACUCUUUUACAAAGGCAACGCCAUUGUCUAACACAGUUACCAUUAGUCUUUCAAAUGAGUUGCCAGUUGUUGUUGAGUACAAGAUUGCUGAGAUGGGUUAUGUGCGGUUCUAUUUGGCUCCCAAGAUAGAAGAGGAUGAAGAAGAUACGAAACCUCAAGUUUAAUCUACCUAUUAGAUGGUUGGGUUAGGAUAUUAGGAUUUUAAUGUCUUUGAACUUGUAGCUUUCGUUAUACAUCUUCUGUUGAAGAUAUUUUAACCGUGUGAGCAAUGAAUUCACAUUUUGUGGAUUUCUUAGAUGUGUAUUGGUUACCUACCACCUUAUUUUCCCUCGAUUUGAUUGUUAAGAACAAUUCGAAACAAUUGGUGUGUAUUUUUCAUGUUGAUGCGUUUUUAUUUGUGAA